GGAACUCAUUUUUACUGCCAUGACGGAGAGCUGCUUGAGGUAAAAAAGAAAAGGAACUUUACCACGCACCCUCUUGGACUGCACACAUUCAUGGCUCUCCAUAUUGCCAGCCCUUCUUCGACACACAGAGAGAGCAGCCAUUAAUGCACCCUGCCACAGAUCAGCCAAGCUACACUGCCACUGCCAGCCACCAUCCUCUUCUAUUCUAUCUAUAUAUUGAACCACCAUCUGCAUCUCACUGGUAGGCUGGCUCAGACAUACACCAGACUUCCCCGCAAAUAAGAAAACUAGCUAGUCUUCUACUUGUUUUUUGUUUGUUUUUUCCUCUCAGUGCAACCGUACGUGGCCAAUCACCGCACGGCGGCCGCGAACGUUGCUCUGCCAAUGGGGAUGUCUCCAGUAGUGUCUGCUGUUAUUGCACUGGUUGUUGUGGUAAUCUGUGGGAAUCUGGCUGGGGAAAGUGAAGCCGCGAGAGCAUUCUUCGUGUUUGGUGACUCGUUGGUGGACAAUGGCAACAACAACUUCCUCGCCACCACCGCCAGAGCCGACGCGCCGCCAUACGGCAUCGACUACCCGACCCACCGCGCCACCGGCCGCUUCUCCAACGGCCUCAACAUUCCCGACCUCAUUAGUGAGGCGCUUGGCGCAUCGGAGGCUACAUUGCCGUAUCUAAGCCCGGCGCUGAACGGUGAACGUCUUCUCGUCGGCGCCAACUUCGCCUCCGCCGGGAUUGGCAUUCUCAAUGACACCGGCAUCCAAUUUCUGAACAUCAUAAGGAUAUCGAGGCAAAUGCAGUAUUUCCAGCAGUACCAGCAAAGAGUAGCCGGCUUGAUUGGGCCGGUACAGGCCCAGCGGCUGGUCAACGACGCACUCGUCCUCAUCACCUUGGGAGGGAACGACUUCGUCAACAACUACUAUUUGGUCCCUUUCUCCGCCAGAUCUCGCCAGUUUGCCCUGCCGGACUACGUCGUUUACCUCAUCUCCGAGUACCGCAAGAUCCUCGCGAGACUGUACGAGCUGGGAGCUCGAAGGGUGCUGGUGACCGGAACGGGACCGUUGGGGUGCGUGCCGGCGGAACGGGCGAUGAGGAGCCGUAACGGAGAAUGCGCCGUCGAGCUCCAACGUGCCGCCGGUCUGUUCAACCCUCAGAUGAUCGACAUGAUCUCCAGCCUCAACGCCGAGAUCGGCUCCCCGGUGUUCAUCGCUGCCAAUGCCCACGAGAUGAACAUGGAUUUCGUCACCAACCCUCAGGCUUACGGCAUGAUUAGAUGAUAAAAAGUUAAAAACGUCACGUUGAAAAGGGAAGUAGCUAGAAGGCGGGUAGAUGAGUGGGUGGUGGAAAAUUGAAGGGGUAGGGUAGUUCUGUAGUACAGCUGGUGGGAGGGAGGGGAAAGUGAUGGGACGAUGACCUAAAAUAAAUGCCGCCUGCUGCUGCUGCUGCCGUAACAUUAAAUCGGGAAACAGGUCCACCGUCCUUUGGCCGGUGGGGCAACCCUUUCCUUUCCUUUCAGAGAAAUCCUGUACGUAGCUAGUGGUAUUAUUUAUGGAUGGCUAUAAGGAUGAUAAGCAAAUCAUAUGUACGUAUUGGGUUUCCAUUUCCCAACUUGUCUCCGACCUACAUACAGUUUCUAGAGGACCCUUAUUAGGAAACUAGAGAUACUUAUGAAGGAUUCUUUUUAGUUUCAAUUUUUUUCUCUCUCUCUCUCUCUCUCUAAAGAUGAGAUGCGUUAUUGAUGGGUUAUGCUAGUUAAUCAGUAACAUGACAAUGUCGUAAUCAGAAAUUUGAACGACGGGUACAAAUAUCAUUUCAGUGAUAUGAACCUUGGUCAUUGGUGAGGGGGAAUAGAGUAUUACCAAGGUCCAAGUAGUUUAUUUUUAGAAUUUGUUAUAUAUUGUAUACGUAAAUUUAUUGGGCUAUAAGCCUAUAACCUCCCUUGAGCUUAACGUGAACACAAGUUAAUUAUGUGUACGUACUUGGGCAUAUGUUAGGGUUUGUGACGUCAAAGGUGGCUUGCUGCGGGCAAGGGCCAUACAAUGGGAUAGGGCUGUGCACGCCGGCGUCCAACCUGUGCCCGAACAGAGACAUCUACGCGUUUUGGGAUCCGUUCCAUCCGUCGGAGAGGGCGAACCGCAUCAUCGUCCAGCAAAUCCUCACCGGCGACAACAAGUACAUGCACCCGAUGAACCUCUCCACCGUCCUCGCCAUCGAUAACUCAAGAACCUGAACCAUCUGCCACACCACAGCGCUGGCCUGGUCGAUGCCUAGCUAGCUAGCUAGCUACAUAUCUAUCUGUCUAUCGACUGCCCAUCUAUUUCUUUAUUAAUUAGUUUCUCCUUUAAUAUCUUCUCGUGUGUUUUCAUAUAUCAGACGGAGAGAAGCAAGCUUAGUUAAAGCUCUCACUGCUAAGUCAUAAGCUAAUAACUACUUGCUAUAUAGAAUUUCUUGUUAAACUGUGGUGUCUUUAUUAUUGUUUGGGUGAAGUUUGUUAUUGGGUAGCUGGUAGCAUGUAUCUGUUGAAGGUUACUAAGAAUAUUGAUGCAUAAUUGGAUUGGAUUUGGCGCAUGUUUUUUUAUGAGGAUUCAACUUAUCAACCGGCUGCCUCGCAUCUUCGAUGACAGCAGGCCAUGGGCAUAUGUAAGCUCUUAAUUAAAGCCAAUCAUACAAUGGGAUCU
Linum tenue is the source of this 2673-nucleotide messenger RNA. NCBI's taxonomy places the organism in Eukaryota, Viridiplantae, Streptophyta, Magnoliopsida, Malpighiales, Linaceae. The record is from the annotation of a GenBank genome assembly.